This is a messenger RNA of Toxotes jaculatrix (banded archerfish), 2671 nucleotides long. Its product is annotated as E3 ubiquitin-protein ligase TRIM21-like. Gene Ontology annotation, molecular function: protein binding; zinc ion binding. The transcript is spliced from 2 exons. The coding region runs from base 127 to 1773 and encodes 548 amino acids. The record is from RefSeq and is a predicted model, not a curated record. Lineage: Eukaryota; Metazoa; Chordata; Actinopteri; Toxotidae.
AUGAAAGUGAAAGUUUGUCAGAGCGACAGCAGAGCUGCAGUCGAGACAAAUCUCUGUGUUUCUGUCUGAAAUUAAACUGAGUUCAUCAGGAUAUUCUCAACAACGGCUCAAAUACUGUGUGUGGACAUGUCUGCAGCCAGCGGUCUGCGAUCUGAAGACCAGUUCCUGUGCUCCAUCUGUCUGGAUGUGUUCACUGAUCCAGUCACCAUACCAUGUGGACACAACUUCUGCAAACACUGCAUCACUCAGCAGUGGGACAUGAAUGUCCCGUCCCAGUGUCCCAUGUGUAAAGAGGUUUUCCACAUAAAACCAGAGCUGAGGGUCAAUACUUUCAUCUCUGAGAUGGUGGCUCAGUUCAGACAGGAAGCUCAACAGGAAGCCAGCAGCAGCAGCUCAGAGCAACAAGUUUCCAAACCAGGAGAAGUUCCCUGUGACGUCUGCACUGGAACCAAACUGAAGGCCCUGAAGUCCUGCCUGGUGUGUCUGACCUCCUACUGUGAGACUCACCUGGAGCCUCAUCUGACAAAUUCACGUCUGAAAAGACAUCAGCUGAUGGACCCUGUGGACAACCUGGAAGACAGAAUGUGUAGGAAGCACGACAAACCUCUGGAGCUGUUCUGUAAGACCGACCAGACAUGUGUCUGCAUUCUCUGCUCUGUGUUAGACCACAAGACACAUGAGUUUGUUCCUGUGAAAGAAGAAUAUGAAGGAAAGAAGGCAGAGCUGGGGAAGACAGAGGCUGAGAUUCAGCAGAUGAUCCAGGAGAGACGACUGAAGAUUCAGGACAUCAAAGACUCAGUCAGGAUCAGUAAAGAUGCUGCAGACAGAGAGAAAGCAGAAGGUGUUCAGGUCUUCACUGAUCUGAAGGAGUCUGUUGACAGAGGCCUGAACGAGCUCAUUGAAGAGAUGGAAGAGAAACAGAAAAGCACAGAGAAACAGGCUGAAGGCUUCAUCACAGAGCUGGAACAGGAAAUCUGGGAGCUGAAGAAGAGAAGCUCUGAGGUGGAGCAGCUCUCACUCUCUGAAGACCACCUCCACCUCCUCCAAAACUUCACAUCCCUGAAAGCUGCUCCACCCACCAAGGACUGGACAGAGGUCAGAGUCCGUCCACCAUCAUAUGAGGGGACUGUGGUGAAAGCUGUGGUUCAGCUGGAGGAGACACUCAGUCAAGACAUGAAGAAGCUGUUUGCUGAGGCUGAGCUGAAGAGGGUCCAGCAGUAUGCAGUGGAUGUGACUCUUGAUCCUGAUACAGCUCAUCCUCAUCUCAUCCUGUCUGAUGAUGGGAAACAAGUAAAUGAUGGUGAUGUGAGGAAGAAGCUCCCAGACAACCCACAGAGGUUUGAUCAUUGUACCAAUGUCUUAGGAAAGCAGAGUUUCUCUUCAGGCAGAUUUUACUUUGAGGUUCAGGUUAAAGGGAAGACAGCGUGGACUUUAGGAGUGGCCAGAGAGUCGAUCAACAGGAAGGGAAACAUCACACUAACUCCUAAAGAUGGUUACUGGACUAUAAUUUUGAGAAACAGAAAUGAGUAUGAAGCUUGUGCUGACUCCCCAGUCCGUCUGUCCCUGAAGUCUCAGCCUGAGAAUGUGGGGGUGUUUGUGGAUUAUGAGGAGGGUCUGGUCUCCUUUUAUGACGUAGAUGCUGCAGCUCUUAUCUUCUCCUUUACUGGCUUCUCCUUCACUGAGAAACUCUACCCAUUCUUCUGUCCCUAUCCCAAUGAUGGUGGUAAAAACUCCGCCCCUCUGAUCAUCUGUCCUGUCAAUCAAACUGCCUGAUCUUUGUUCUGAUGUUCACAUUCAGUGGUAAUGUUGAAUGUAAACCUGUUUGAAUUUGAUAAGAACUGAAGCAGCCAUGUGAUUAUUGCUCAUUAUAUCAUUAUUUUUACUUUAUGUUGGAUUUGAACCCUUCACCUCCCAUGAUCCAUCAGCCUCUUCAGUCCUGUGACACCCAGUGAUGGAUCCAUGAGGACAAACUCUGUUCAGACCCACAACACUUUAAAAUGUCAUGUACAUGUCAGAGUUUGCAGACGUGUUUGUCAGACUGAGUUCUUCCUCUGAUGUGAUGACGCAGCCAUAAAAGUCUUGGUGUCCUGAGCUUGGAUAUUUGACUCAGAGUGUCACAAAGCUCGAGUCAGAACAUGGACAUAAAGUUCACAGGCUGAGUCACUGGUAUAAAGGAUGUAAAGAUUUCAGUGUUGAGUCUUUUUAAAUGGAACAUCAGAGAAAAUGAUCAGGGUUGAAGAGGUUUGACAGUCAAAUGUAAUGUAAGUGUUUGUAAGAAUCAGUGAGAGACAACUGCAAAUCAACAGCAGCGUGGCACAUUUGAAUGACUGUGUAAUGUCUGAUGAUUGUACGAGUAAAAAUGUUUGAAUCGGUUCUUUAAGAGCAGAUGAUGAAUAAAGCAGAGGCUGAAAACCUGUUUCUCACAUUAAAAAUGGGACGAAAAUAAAACAAACAAACAAACAAACAGGGAUGAAUUGAUGAUUGCAGAGGCAAUGAAAUGAACAUAAAUACAAACAAGCUGAUGAAUAUAUUUACUAUUAAGAUGAACAUCAAUAAACUUCCUCUUUGUUCAUUUAUAUUCAUCUCAGGAUUAAUUUUUCUUUUAAAAAGAACAUUUAAAAUCAGCUGGAUUUAAUUUAAUUUGACUUAUAAAUAAAAUUGUGUUUUUCUU